Hydatigera taeniaeformis is the source of this 288-nucleotide messenger RNA. Lineage: Eukaryota; Metazoa; Platyhelminthes; Cestoda; Cyclophyllidea; Taeniidae. The record is from the annotation of a GenBank genome assembly.
AUGCUCUACGGCGGUCCCUUAGGCACUUAUCUCAGCGGCUACUACGCUCCAGGUAGCGCAAAAAGUGGUAGUCCUAGUUUUACCAGCACUGGAAGUGGACCACCUUCUAGCAGUGGGCUAACGCGUCCUAGAGGCGGCCGUUAUCGUGCUCCUUCGGCCUACGGCGCACCCAGCGGUGGAACUAACUCCUCUGGCUCGCUUUCCACUCCACCUUCAAGUAGAUCAACUUUCUAUACACCACAAACUCGAAGGAAGUACUCCGAUGAUGUAAGUAAAGCGUUGAGAUAG